AUGCUUUCCGGUCGCCUUCUCUCGGGCGGACGCACCCCGCUACACGACUUCCAUCGAGCGUGGUCUGUUUCGAAACUUUCCUGUCGACAGUUCGGUGUCGACAGUUCGGCAGUGCUUGACACUUCCCAACGGUGCCGGCUGGGUAUUUCUGCAGUCUUGACGCUGUCGGCACGUCGCCCGUGUUCGAGCAUGGGGGCACGAAAGCGCCCCGCCAGUGAGGGCUCUUGGAUAUGUAGCCGGAGGGACUGUAAGCAAACCAUUUCUGAGGAAGACGCACGCGUGGAAGUAGCCAUUUCGUUGAAAGGAGAAGUUCCACGUUCAGACAGCAUGAUCAAGUGGCAGGAUGGAACUCCCAUGGCUUUCCACAAAUCCUGCUGGGAAUCUUUGCUUCAAGAACGCGCAUCCUUUCCUCGGAAUGAACUGCAAAGACUGAAGCUGGCGGCCGCGACUGCCGAACACUUUGACUCCGCUGACGAUUUGAAGCAAAAAGCAUCGCAAGCAGCAAGGUUACUGCGCCAAAGCUCGCGAGCCAUUUGCUUCACUGGCGCAGGGCUCUCUACCGCUGCUGGGUUGGGUGACUACCGUGGCAAGCGAGGAAAGUGGACCCUCGAGGGUCAAGGCGUAGAUGAGGCCUACACCACCGUCUACGAAGAGUUGAGGCCCACUUUCGGCCACGAGGCUGUGGCCAAACUAGUUGAACUGGGGAAGAUUCGAUAUGUUGUAAGCCAGAACGCUGACGGCUUGCAUCACUUGAGCGGCAUUCCGUACACAAAGCUCUCGGAUGUCCAUGGUUCAGCCUUCACUGAGUACUGUCCAAAUUGUGGAAAGCGCUAUGUGCGGGACACCUAUGCUCCUGAAGAUCGGGCUGAAGAUUUCUUUGCUGGAAGGUUGCCGGGCCCCAUGCCUUCCCAUAUCAAGCGUUGCCGGGGAUGCGGUAGCAACCAUUGGACAGGCCGCAGCUGUGAUGAUUGUGGUCAGCCACUUCAUGAUACCGUCAUCAGCUUUGGGGAUGGUUUGGAAGAAUGCGUUUUGCGACCUGCCUUUGAGCAUGCAGUUGAAGCUGAUGCCUGCCUCAGUUUGGGAAGCACCAUGAGCAUCGGGCCCUCCAACCAGGUGGUUCUUGUCCAGAAGGGGCCUCUGAUAGUUUGCGUGCGACAGGACACUGAAAUGGACCAGCGCUGCGCUUCAACUGGAGGAGUUCGAGCAUAUGGAGAUUGUGAUGAGUUUAUGCGCCAUCUCAUGGUAGACAUGCUUGGCGAAGGCUUUGCUGAAUGGGAGGCUUCCCUUGCCGAGAACAAGAAGACCUACGACGCACAGCGGCCUGCUGCAGGGAAAAAACGUGGUGACAUCUUUGUGAAGAAGAUGUGA
Cladocopium goreaui is the source of this 1368-nucleotide messenger RNA. NCBI's taxonomy places the organism in Eukaryota, Dinophyceae, Suessiales, Symbiodiniaceae. The record is from the annotation of a GenBank genome assembly.